UACUAUUAUUAAACCAAAAACUCCGAAAGAGUGUUUCAUGAAUUUCCUGUACAUGAAUCUGAUCUCCCCAUCUCAUCUCCAUUUUAUCAAUCAACAUUCUCAGAUUUUCGUAUAUUCUUCAUGUCCUCGAUCCCGAUUUGAUUCUUCAGUUUCCUCAAUAGUUCACGCUUUUCAUUCGUACUAGCAAUACUUGUCGGAUCGAGCAGAUAUAGGGAAGAGGAAAAAAGGAAUCUGAAAUACGUUAGAUUUGAUUGUGAUUUGAGAGUGGGGACGAGAAAGAGAUGCGGUGGAUCAUCUUGUAAAAGUGUUGAUCUAAACAAGGACCUUAUCUGAUUGCUUCAAGGAUAAAAAUCGGAAGGAAAGCGUAAAGCGUCCACUGAAACUGAGUUGACUCGGGAAGAAAAGAAGACGACCCGCUUUUUUCUGUCACUGAGAUGGGGUGUCAAUGCUCUAAGCUAACUCCAUGUUGCUGGGAUUCACAGUUCAAAGCUGCAGUGUUAGAAGCCCCUGAUGUUGAGAACGAGAUUAGUGAGGUUGAUCAGUUGCCUACGUUCCGGGAAUUCACUUUAGAGCAACUCAAGAAUGCAACAUCUGGAUUUGCAGUCGAGAAUAUUGUUUCUGAGCAUGGGGAGAAGGCUCCCAAUGUUGUUUAUAGAGGGAAGUUAAAGAAUCAUAGGAGGAUCGCUGUUAAACGUUUCAAUAGAAUGGCCUGGCCAGAUUCAAGACAAUUUAUGGAGGAAGCAAGUGCAGUUGGUCAGCUACGCAACAAUAGAUUGGCGAAUUUGCUUGGCUUUUUUUGUGAAGGUGAUGAAAGGUUGCUUGUUGCAGAGUACAUGCCCAAUGAGACACUCGCAAAACACCUUUUUCAUUGGGAAUCACAACCAAUGAAAUGGGCCAUGCGAUUAAGGGUUGUAUUCUAUCUUGCACAAGCUUUAGAAUACUGCACAAACAAAGGGCGUGUGUUAUACCACGAUCUCAAUGCUUACAGGGUCCUAUUUGAUGAGGAUGGAAAUCCGAGACUUUCAACCUUUGGCUUGAUGAAAAACAGUAGAGAUGGAAAAAGUUACAGUACAAAUUUGGCUUUUACUCCUCCUGAAUAUUUGAGGACUGGAAGAGUAACACCAGAAAGUGUAAUAUAUAGCUUUGGUACUCUUCUGCUUGAUCUUCUCAGUGGAAAACAUAUACCUCCCAGCCAUGCACUUGACUUAAUACGAGACAGAAAUCUUAAGAUGUUGACUGAUUCCUGCUUGGAAGGGCAGUUUUCUGAUAAUGAUGGAACGGAGCUAGUUCGCUUGGCCUCUAGAUGUUUGCAAUAUGAACCUAGAGAGCGGCCAAAUCCUAAAUCUUUAGUCGUUGCUUUGACACCCCUUCAGAAGGAAACUGAGGUUCCUUCACAUGUAUUAAUGGGCAUUCCAAACAAUGUUUCCUUCACUCCUCUAUCUCCAGUUGGGGAGGCUUGCUCAAGAGGGGACUUGACUGCUAUACACGAGAUCUUAGAGAAUCUUGGCUACAAAGAUGACGAAGGAGUGGUAAAUGAGCUCUCCUUCCAAAUGUGGACUGACCAAAUGCAGGAAACUUUGAAUUCAAAGAAAAAGGGUGAUGCUGCUUUCAGGCAGAAAGAUUUUAAAGAAGUUAUUGAGUGCUACACUCAGUUUAUCGAUGUCGGUACCAUGGUUUCUCCAACUAUUUUUGCACGGCGUAGCUUGUGUUAUCUCAUUAAUGACAUGCCUCAAGAGGCCCUGAAUGAUGCCAUGCAAGCCCAAGUGAUUUCCCCAGUAUGGCACAUUGCUUCUUAUCUUCAGGCUACUGCACUUGCUGCUCUCAGGAUGGAGAAUGAGUCUCAAACAGCACUCAAGGAGGGCGCAAGUCUGGAAGCCAAAAGAAGCUCAGUGGCUGGGAAAAGGUAAACAGCUCUGUGUGAUAUUGUGAGUCUCCUAAUUGCAGUGCUUUGACGAUUGCCUGGCAUCAAUCUUGGGAGUCUGCAAUGACCGCGUAACCAAGUGUUCAUUCAUUCUGUGUAACUCAACCAUAGAAGAACAAUCAUUUUCCCCAGUUAAUGGCAAGAGAAAGUAUAGUCAUUGAUUUCUUUACCUUUUUUAUUAUUCUGGUUUUCCCCCCUUAGGAGUGUAUGUGAGAGUUCUUUCAUUCUUUGUUGGGUUUGAUCAAUUCUACUCGUUUAUGUAACGAAUUCUUCCUCGUCACAUUGAUCGGGAACCGGGAUACAUUUUAUUCCCUUGUGCUUA
This is a messenger RNA of Hibiscus syriacus, 2243 nucleotides long. Its product is annotated as serine/threonine-protein kinase BSK3-like. The record is from RefSeq and is a predicted model, not a curated record. The coding region runs from base 435 to 1907 and encodes 490 amino acids. Gene Ontology annotation, molecular function: protein kinase activity; protein binding; ATP binding. Lineage: Eukaryota; Viridiplantae; Streptophyta; Magnoliopsida; Malvales; Malvaceae. Gene Ontology annotation, biological process: brassinosteroid mediated signaling pathway; protein phosphorylation. The transcript is spliced from 11 exons.